This is a messenger RNA of Drosophila obscura, 2224 nucleotides long. RefSeq names its product serine/arginine repetitive matrix protein 1-like. The record is from RefSeq and is a predicted model, not a curated record. Lineage: Eukaryota; Metazoa; Arthropoda; Insecta; Diptera; Drosophilidae.
UUGAAUCCUCUUCAAAUAUACAUACAAACAAAAAAAUAUAUCAGACACUAAGAAAAUCUAAGAAUAUAUAAGACAUAUCAACUAAAGAUAUCGAGCCGAUAUUCCACUGAAGAAAUCGGCAUGCAAAGUACUAACAUAAAACGAAACUAACGAGAGAGUCCACGAUUCCAAGGAAGCAAAAAAUUUUUUUGUUGUCUAACAUCCAAGGUCCGAUGCUCACAUGAUGGCCGAAAGAACGAUCAAUUGGGCCAUGGAUGCCGAGAUGGGCAUGAUUAAGCUCAAGACAAUGACAGCGGUAUGCUUUGUGUGCAACCUGCCCAUCAUGUCACAUCAGGUGGGUCUGGUGUGGUCAGGUGGCAACGGCUGGGACGACCUCGUCCGCGAACAGCUGGAAGAGUCAACGAUCCGUCAGCGAUUAGGCGGACGUCGCGAUUCCGCCGCCCAGAUCACAACCCCACCGAGCACGUCGCCACCGCCAGGACUUCAACGGCGGCGGCGCAGCUCCUUGGCCCAACUUACUGACAUUCUGCGCGAGUGGAGCGGCGGCACCAAGCAACAGACCCAACAGCAGCAGCAGCAACAGGCCCAGCAGCAGGCCCGCAACAAGGGUCAGCUGAAUCGGCGCGAAACGCUUGCCGAUCUCGCCCGCAGCCUGCCCUGGCGGACAUCGACGACAGAUGCGAGCACUGGUGCUGGUGGUGCUGGGGCUGGGACUGGUUCCAGUACCAGUGGGGGCAAUAUCACGUACAUUGCCCCACGCAAGCGUCGCGAGUCGAGCGCCGAUUCCGGCAUACGCAGCAUCAGAUCUCGCCGCGAAUCGAACACGGCCGAGUUCGUGAAGCACUGGAACAGGCGCGAGAGCACCGCCGUCGAGGAGCAAGCACCAAGCCACAUUUCCGUGAAUGUGGUGGUCGUCGAAACUACCACUAAGAGCGCCUCGCGCCGCGGAUCCGGGGAGAGCUACCUGUCGAGCAGCCGGCGGGACAGCAAUGUCGCCGGCCGCGUGACAACGCCGCCACCGCCACCCAAGUACCAGGUGACCAAGAAGCGGGACUCGCUCGCCGCCCCGGAGUUCCCCAACUUCCGGCAGGAGCAGCGCCCCUCCACCAGCUCCGCCGGCUCCUGUCACUCCGACUCCGUCUCCGUGCCACUAAUCCAGUACCAUCAGCAGGUGGACUCCGCAUGCCAGGCCCUGCCGCCGCCCACCAUCAUCACCAGCUCGGUGACGCCGCCGGCCACCAGUCCAACGGCACCGAAGGGUCGGCGCGACUCCACCACACAGUGCGGCCGCGUCAAUCGGCGCGACUCGAAGGCGGGCCACAGUCCGGAGCGCGCACCGCGCAUGAACCGCCUGCAGCGGCAGGCGACGGCCUUCGACGAGAGCGUUCUGCCUGGCGGCAGUCGACGCGGCUCCCAGCCAGCCCUCAGCCCGGAUCCGCCCGAGGAUUGUGAGCGCCGUGCCUCGCGCCGCGACUCCCUUUCGCCGGACAGCGCCUCGCGCGGCGGACGACGCGACUCGCGCACCCAUCUCUCGCCCGACCGCACACACGAGCGCGACGGCAGUCCACGGCGACACACGCUGCGCCGCCAGAGCAGCUCGGCGGCCCGCCACUCGCCCGAAUCGAACAGCUGCGGCUCGUCGCGGGAUCCCAGUCCGUGCUCCCGGCCACCACCGUUGCCGGCUGUGGAACAGAACCAGAGACCCGCCAUCAGGCGCCAGUCCACCACCGAGGAGAUCCUCAUUGCGCGCGGCUUUCGGCGCCAGUCCACCACGGAGGAGAUGAUACGCUGCCGCAACUUCCGGCGCCAGAGCUCCCAGAGCGAUGACGUCUGUCGCUACCGCGGACGUCGCGAUUCAUCGGCUCAGAUCAUUGACGGUACCAUCGGCACCAUGACCGUGGAGACCACCAGCACUUUCUUCGACUCCAGCACUCAGACAGAACCAUCGCCGCUGUACGACAACAACCACUACCAUGAGGAGUGUCUGCGGUGCAACUCGUGCGGCUUGAAUUUGACAGGACCCAACCAGAGGCGCGCCAGGAGGUUCAAGAACCAGAUCCUGUGCGACCUGCAUUUCGCAGACGUGGCCCUAAUGGAGUGCUCCGAUUUUAUGCAGCAGCUGCGGAGCUUCAAGCCCCAAUCGCUGGGCUGUGCGGUGGCGCGACGCAAGAGCUCCACGACGUUAAUAUUUCCAUUGCCGCCGCAAGCAUGUUCAGGUAUGUAG